This is a messenger RNA of Zophobas morio, 519 nucleotides long. RefSeq names its product cuticle protein 19.8-like. The coding region runs from base 95 to 427 and encodes 110 amino acids. Lineage: Eukaryota; Metazoa; Arthropoda; Insecta; Coleoptera; Tenebrionidae. The transcript is spliced from 2 exons. The record is from RefSeq and is a predicted model, not a curated record.
GGCGUGGACAAGGUUAUGAUCGACUAUAUAAAUUCGAAAAUUUUUGUUAAGUGUAUCACUUGUUCAGCUUUAGUCAAGCACCAAGUACAUCAAAAUGAAAUUCAUCAGCGCCGUUGUCCUUCUCGUAGCUGUGGCCGCCGCCCAUGCCGGUGUUGCCCCCAUCGACAGCGCCGCCGUUCUUGCCGGUCCCUCUGGUACCGUAGUUAGAUCUGGUGUUGCCGCCUAUGCCUCCCCCGUCGCCUACGCUGCUGCUCCCUACGCCGCCUACGCCGCUGCUCCCAUCGUCAGGAGCGGUAUCGUCGCCGCCGGCCCCAUCGCCUAUGCUGCCGUCCCCGCCGGUUCUGGACUUGAAGGACAAUGGAUCCCAGACAUCACCGAAAAAUUCUACGAUGAUGGUAGCUACAAACCCCACGUCUACGGAUAUUAAACACCUUGAGGCUGAACUUCGCUAUGUACCUUUUUGUUAAGACCAUCUUAAAUUUUGUGAUCAAAUAGAAAAUAAAUAAUUUAUUUUCCCUA